UGCCAGGACUGUGGAGUGUGCAAAGGAGGGAGAGCGUGAGAGAGAGAGAGCGAGAGAGGGAGAGGGGGUGAGAGAGAGCGAGCGAGAGAGCGAGAGAGAGAGAGGUGGAGGGAAUACAGUUGGAUUUGGAUACAACUGGAAAACUACCAAGCGCGCACAGCACGCAUCGAGCGCAAGGCACAUCGACUGUGCGUAGCCAACAUUUCACCUACUCCCGUCCCCCGCGAUCGGAUUCAGGCGAGAAUGGAGCUCCCUGCCGCCGGAGAGCACGUCUUUGCGGUGGAGGGCAUCGAGAAGAAGCGCAUCCGCAAGGGCAAGAUAGAGUACCUGGUCAAGUGGCGAGGCUGGUCUCCCAAAUACAACACAUGGGAACCAGAGGAAAACAUCCUUGACCCUCGGCUCCUCGUCGCAUUUCAACACAGAGAGAGGCAGGAGCAGCUGAUGGGAUAUCGUAAACGGGGGCCAAAACCAAAACAUCUUUUACUCCAGGUGCCCUCAUUUGCCCGAAGAUCAUGUAUUCCAGCAGGUUUUGAAGACAUACCUCAGGAAGCAGAGGGUAGCAUCAAGUCAGAUCCCGUCCAGGUCCAGCGCUCCCGGCCGCAACAGUACCAGCUGAACAGCAAAAAGCACCAUCAGUACCAGCCCAGCAGCCAGGAGGUCCCUUCCGAUCAGCAAACCAACGGCAAGAAGAAGUUCAUCUACCAGCUCAACAGCAAGAAGCACCACCACUAUGAGCCUGACCCUAAUAUGUACUACGCACAGGUUUCUAGGUUUAAAGAGGUGGUCAAAGUUCAGGAACCAGCAAGUAAACCAGCCAACCCUGGCUGGAACUUACCACUGGCACUGCAGCAGAAAUGGGUUCGUGACAAAGACACUGGCUGCUUGAGCAAAGUGAAAGAACUGGCAGUAGAAGUGAGGAAACCAGCUUUUAAAGAGGCUGAGAGUGAAAAUGCCAUCAAACCCAAUCCUAAAGACGCAACCUUCCCUAGUGCUGUUAGCAGCAAAAUGAAAAUAAUCAAGAAUAAAAACAAGAAUGGGCGUAUCGUUAUUGUGAUGAGCAAAUACAUGGACAGUAACAAGGUUCAUGGAGCAAAGGGUAAACAUGGGGAAUCAUCGAGUGAAGAGAAACCCCAAAACACCAAAUCAACAGUAAACAAUCCAGCACACAGAACCAAAAUGGUGGAGCAGUUGCACCUGGAUAACGGUAUCCCUAAAGAGAUCUGUAACGGCAGCUCCCCACCUGCUGCAGAACAUCCCAUUAAGUGUUCCCCAAAGGACAGACAUUUCUCCAAACCUUCGCCAAGCACAGCAGAGGAAUAUAACACUGAAGUGGCUCGGGGUCAGGCUGAUCUACCAGAAGAUUUGCCCCUACAGCUGACUGCUAUCUCACCCCCAACAUCAUGGGCUGUUGACACUAACAUCCCAACCCCUACGUCUAUCGACCACAUCAGAAUUCCUUCUUUUCCCGGUGACCGGAAGCGAAAACUCUCAGAUCCUGUGGAGGACCGGAGUGUUUCCAAAACCUUCUUGACUUCCAGAAGCCUAAGUGUGCCCAGUACUGUGGUCACUCCACCCCAGGACAAACCUAUGGACCUCCACUGUAGCGGCCCUCGCCACAGCAGUACACCUACAUAUGAUGUUAUAGACUCUGGCAGCCAAGAGGAGCCUAUGGACCUCAGCUGCCCAAAGACUAAGAAGCAAGUGGAUCUGGAAGUACAGCCAGAGCCAGUGCUUGAGCCAGUGCCUGAGCCAGUGCCUGAGACUGAGCCAGAGCCUGAGCCUGAGCCUGCUGUCAAAGACAUACCUACUGUGACUGAGGACACACAGAAAUCCACAGAGAAGUCUCAACAAGUACCUGUUAAAACAAUCUCCCCUUUUAUGGGAAAUAUCAUCAUCACUGACAUAACAACAAACAGUCUCACUGUCACCUUCAAGGAAUAUGUUUCUUUCUAAAAAAAAAAAAAAAAAAAAACUAAAAAAAAAAAUUUGUAAAAUGGACAUUGUGAUUCAAUGACCCUGUCAAUAUGUUCAUAUGUAAAAACAUCUGAAUUGUGUAUAUAUGGAAAUUUAUAAUUUAUCAUUCAAAUUCAGUAUGUUUCUUAUAAUGUUUUAUACUGUAACUCCUCUGUGACGUUGUAGCCAAGAAAGUGCCCUCGAGGAUUUGAGUGAAUGCAUUCAGGUGGAUGUAUUCCACUUUAAAAAAAACAACAAAAAACUUUUAUUUGUCAUAUGGAGCUUAAUGGGAUUUGCUGUUGUUUCAUACCUGUACCAAACUUAUAACCUGAGAUGUAUGAAGGUUUAUACAUAUUUUAUAUUAAUAAUAUCACUUAUUUUGGUCCUAAUAUAAGGUAGAGAGGAACUUGAUGAGUCUAUGGUGAUCAAAGAUCAAAUUGAAAGCACUUAAUUACAUUUUCAUAUGUUGAUUCAUGUCAUAUAACUUCGUUAUAGUGGAGAAACUGCUGCUCUCUUUAAGUCUUAGUUCAUUGGUACCCUCAGUCUGAUUUGGCAUAUUUUGUUUAGUGUUUUGUUUGUGGCUCAUUUAAAAGAGAUUAUUAGCCAUGACAUACAAAUACAGUAACAGCUAUGUAACAACAGUGUGACACACAGCAACUUUUAAGACAUGGUCCGGCCUUUUCUUUUUGUCAGGUUUUUGUCUCAUAAGAAAGCUGUCUGCGGGUAUGCCGUUACAACCCAAUCUAUUAUUAUAUUGAACAAUUCACCUAUAACAAACACUUAGGGAAUAAAAUGUGGCAUGUACAUUCUCAAAGGUCAGUUACCUUUCAGAAAAUGAUGUCAUUUAUCAAACAUGCGGCUUCCCGUUAAGAGGACUUAUUGAUUUUUUCCAUUAUUAGGUUGUGAUUCAUUACUUUAUUGUGGAUCACACAUAUCGCUAGAGUUACUUUAAGAUGUACGCUGGUCUUGUUAGGAGUCUCCUAAUGUAACAGAUUAGCAAUAUUCAUCUCAUUUUGCUAUUGAAGCUCAUAUAAUCUGAAGAACACGUGAAUGCUAUUUGUUGUGGAAAAAGCUACCAGGGUUACUAACAAGUAUGUUGUACAGAUUGAAUGAGAAGGCUGGCUUUGUAUACUGUUAAAUGCAAUCCAAUGAGUGCAGGCUCUUUAGUUUAUGCUGCUGAAUAUUCAAAUGUCAAACUUGUUGGAUGUAACCUUCAUGUGAGUCUAAAUUGCCUUCCAUGCACAUUUAAUGCAAAACCAGUAACAAUGCUAAAAUGCUAUGGUCAUGAAAGUGAAGAGUGCAUUUUUAUUGACUUUUCAUUUGCUGUUCAAAACCAUUACAAGAUGCUCUCUGCAUCAGAAGCUGCAAGUAAUUCCAGUGAACAGGUAGUCCUUUUUAAUGAAAGAUGUUUUUGAGUCUGUUUGCUUCUUUUUGUCGUUUUGCUUUAAUUUGUUGAUUCUUCCUUGCACUUGGUUCAAAGUCACAAUGAUUGUCAUAAAGUGUGUUCUACCAGGAGUUGGUUGACUUACUGCUGUUAGCACGGCUUACUGGAUGGUAUGUUUAACAAUAAAGAAAGAGAAAUGAC
This is a messenger RNA of Scomber japonicus (chub mackerel), 3538 nucleotides long. It is a transcript of the gene cbx4, whose product is annotated as chromobox homolog 4 (Pc class homolog, Drosophila). Gene Ontology annotation, biological process: negative regulation of DNA-templated transcription. The record is from RefSeq and is a predicted model, not a curated record. The coding region runs from base 244 to 1953 and encodes 569 amino acids. Lineage: Eukaryota; Metazoa; Chordata; Actinopteri; Scombriformes; Scombridae. The transcript is spliced from 5 exons.